This is a messenger RNA of Spodoptera littoralis (African cotton leafworm), 1215 nucleotides long. NCBI's taxonomy places the organism in Eukaryota, Metazoa, Arthropoda, Insecta, Lepidoptera, Noctuidae. The record is from the annotation of a GenBank genome assembly.
AUGAGUGAGGGCGAAGGAACUUUGGUGGACAAGUCGGAGAGUAGUUCGUUCGAGGAUCUUGCAGCUGCGGCAGCUCAGGAGAUCGAGGAGGCUAAGCUGGCCGAGGCAGCCGCUGCCAAAGAUAAGUCGAAUACGGAUGAAACAAAAACUGAUGAGUGGCAAGAUGUCCUAGGGUCAGGCGCGCUACUUAAAAAGAUAAUAAAAGUUGGUGAAGAAUCAAAUGGUUUGCGACCUCACAGAAGUGAUAUAUGCCGAAUUAGUUAUGAGGUCAAAAUUAAGGAUACUGACCAUGUGGUUGAAAAAAGAGAUCAUGUUAAAAUUUACUUGGGAGACAAUGAAAUACUACAAGGGCUGGACCUAGCAGUAACAAUGAUGUACAAAGGCGAGGAAUGCCUUCUUCAAAUGGCACCACGUUUUGGUUAUGGCGAAACUGGACUGAAGCCUGGCGAGAGCCUCGGUUUGAUCGGAGAGACUGAUGGACCGAAAUAUGAUGGUCCAGUGAUUGAUGCUGAUACUUGGUUAGAUGCUCGAGUGGAACUUCAUGAUUGGGCUGAGGAACCUGAACAUGAGACCUUGCCCAUUGCUGAGAGGAUGGAAACAGGUAUCAGACGUCGUGCCCGCGGAAACUGGUGGUACGGUCGCGGUGAGCCAACCCUAGCAGUGCAGCUAUACCGACGUGCGUUGGACGUGCUUGAUGAGUCUGACGGUGGCAUCACCGCUCCCACCGCCAGUGGGGACCUGCCACCAACAUCUGAUGAACUUCAAGCCUUGUUAGAGGAGAGACUCCGUGUGCAUAACAAUAUGGCCGCUGCGCAGUUAAAGGCUGGUGCAUUUGAAGCUGCUUUGCAGGCAGUAACGCGAGUUCUAACCUGUCAACCGAAGAACGCCAAGGCAUUAUAUCGCAAAUCUCGCAUUUUGUCCUCGAUGGGGCGCAAUUCUGAGGCUUUGGAAGCAGCGCGGGCCGCUGCAGCCGCGGCCCCUGAGGACGCGGGAGCCCGGAAGGAACUCCAGCGAUGUGAACAGAGGGCCACACGGGAACGAUCCGUGGAACGAAAGCUUGCUAAACGGAUGCUUGGCACCAGCCAACCGAAGGGAGCUGCGCCCGACAAGAAACCUAGUAGAGCCAAGAUGUUCGUGUGGGGUUCGAUUCUGUUGAGCUUCCUGAUGGGUGUAGCUAGCGUGCUCGUCUACCGGUACAAGAUACAGGCGCAUUGA